Solanum dulcamara is the source of this 1403-nucleotide messenger RNA. RefSeq lists its product as uncharacterized. The record is from RefSeq and is a predicted model, not a curated record. Gene Ontology annotation, cellular component: membrane. NCBI's taxonomy places the organism in Eukaryota, Viridiplantae, Streptophyta, Magnoliopsida, Solanales, Solanaceae. Gene Ontology annotation, molecular function: transmembrane transporter activity. The transcript is spliced from 11 exons. Bases 129 to 1244 code for a protein of 371 amino acids. Gene Ontology annotation, biological process: transmembrane transport.
AAAUCUCUAUAUAAUCCUUCCAUUUAUAGGAAGGAAUUAUUAUAAUUAUUUUGAAGAACAAGAAGAGAGUGCAGUUUUCUGCAUUCUCUGUGAAAAUUCUUCCAAGUUAUUUAUUGGGUUUUCCCAGUAUGGUUAACCUGAAGGAAAUUUGGACGAAGCAGACAUUGAUUAAUCUUCUAUUGGGCCAAUUUCUGUCCCUUCUCAUCACUUCCACAGGGUUUUUAUCGUCCGAACUCGCUAGAAAAGGAAUCAAUGCACCGACAUCCCAGUCUUUUCUAAAUUACGUGCUCUUGGCAUUAUUUUAUGGAGGUUUUAUGGUUUACAGGCAAGAGGGGAUCAAGGCAAAAUGGUAUUAUUACAUCCUCCUUGGAAUAGUUGAUGUGGAGGCCAAUUUUCUGGUUGUGAAGGCUUACCAGUACACAUCCCUAACAAGCGUGAUGUUGCUGGAUUGCUGGGCAAUUCCGUGUGUUCUGCUUUUUACGUGGUUUUUCUUGAAGACAAAAUACAGACCCAGAAAAUUAGUUGGUGUUGCCAUCUGUAUUGCUGGUCUUGUCCUGGUGAUCUUUUCAGAUGUACAUGCUGCAGAUCGAUCAAGUGGUAGCAAUCCUAUCAAAGGGGAUAUACUUGUAAUUGCUGGAGCCACGCUGUAUGCCGUGAGUAAUGUCAGUGAGGAGUUUUUUGUCAAAAGUGCUGAUAUGAUUGAACUCAUGGCAUUUCUGGGCCUUUUUGGUGCCAUUGUUAGUGGUUGCCAAAUAAGCAUACUUGAGCGCAAUGAGUUGAAGUCCAUUCACUGGUCAGCUGGAGCAGCACUUCCCUUUGUUGGAUUUGCAUUGGCGAUGUUUCUAUUCUACUCAUUUGUUCCCAUUUUGCUGAAGAGGAGUGGUGCCACAAUGUUAAACUUAGCAUUGCUUACCUCUGAUAUGUGGGCUGUUGUAAUUCGUAUCUUUGUAUACCAUCAGAAGGUUGACUGGAUAUAUUUUGUAGCUUUUGCUGCUGUUGCUGUGGGGCUUCUUGUUUAUUCUGGGCGGGAUAAGGUGGAUCAGAACGUAGCUGAUGAAGGCAUUGUAAGAAGCAAGCGAUUCGACGAGGAAACUGGCCUAGAUAAUCCUGCACGAAAAGAUGCCAUUGAGAGCUCAAAAACUGAAGAUAAUAGGCAAAAUUUUGCAUCUAGUAGCACUACAGAGGGUAGUGACACUCAAACAGUGCCCAGAAAACAAACAGAAGCAAACAAAAGUUUAUUGUAGUGUUAAGACACUUCUUUUUUAUUUCUCCCUCUAUACCCUGUAGGGAAGUCUUAUUCCAUUUUGCUAGGUUAAUUUUCAGGCUAGUGAACUUGCAUUGAUGCAAUGUAACUGCCAAAGAGUUUCUUCGUCAUUUUACUUAAUAAAAGAUCUCAUUCUUCA